AUCAAAACGCUGGUCCUAAGACGAAUAUAAAAACUCUGAAGUAACUGCCUUUCGUGUAUUAUCCUUGUUAAAGAGGGACUUCGUUAUUUCCACCCUAAUACAACAUUCUUUGUAAUACCUUUGAGUUGACCCAUAUGUUGAACUAGUUUUUUUGGCUCUAUUCCGCCCACCGACCUAAUGGCGUAAGCUUGCACAGGGAUAGCGAACGCCGCCAUGAGCCUCCGCCAUGAGCGCGGCAAAGCCGCAUUCCCGCCUAACUCGGAAAACCUGGGUGGGGUACAACUUAUCUUGGACGAGUACCGCCACAUGCAAGAGCGCAUCAAUGAUAUUCGGCCAUCCACAGUGGAGCUGGCAGCUGCCAAGCGCUAUAAAGAGGACAUGUCCUUGGCAGAGCGUCUCAGCCGAAAUCGGGCGGCACGCCGUGCAGCCCACAAUCCAGUUUCUGCCGAACACGUCAACAAUCUGUACCACAUGUACAGGCGCAUAGAGGAGUCGUACACCCGUACCUCCCGGCUCAAGAACCCCUGGGACACUACCGUGUACCCCGUCUACCUGCGGAGGGACUCCAACCCCUACCAGGACAUGCUCAAGGCGGAGAUGGAGGCCAUGCGACCCGCCUCGGCCCCCGCCUGGGCACGCGACCGCAGCCGCCGUCACGUGCCCCCCGGCGACCAGUACGCCGGUUGGAGUGUACGUGAAUCCCUGGGUGCCGCAUUUCCCAAGUCCAGGUACGAGGAGGCUCUGCGGAUGGCUGACCGCGCUACCUACAAGAAGGCCAUGAUGGCUGAGAUACUCGACAAGCGGAUUUACAAGGAGGCCGAACUAAAGGCGCUCUUCCGCGCAUAUGCCCGCCUGGCUCCGCUGGGGGAUAAAGAGACGGUGGCGGCCGUGGUUCGGGAGCUCAAAAAGGAGCUGUUUGUCAAAUGA
This is a messenger RNA of Volvox carteri f. nagariensis, 927 nucleotides long. RefSeq lists its product as uncharacterized. Bases 214 to 927 code for a protein of 237 amino acids. The transcript is spliced from 4 exons. The record is from RefSeq and is a predicted model, not a curated record. Lineage: Eukaryota; Viridiplantae; Chlorophyta; Chlorophyceae; Chlamydomonadales; Volvocaceae.